Calypte anna (Anna's hummingbird) is the source of this 7887-nucleotide messenger RNA. RefSeq names its product SURP and G-patch domain containing 2 (gene SUGP2). Gene Ontology annotation, biological process: RNA processing. The transcript is spliced from 11 exons. Gene Ontology annotation, molecular function: RNA binding. Gene Ontology annotation, cellular component: nucleoplasm. The coding region runs from base 95 to 3508 and encodes 1137 amino acids. The record is from RefSeq and is a predicted model, not a curated record. NCBI's taxonomy places the organism in Eukaryota, Metazoa, Chordata, Aves, Apodiformes, Trochilidae.
AGGGCCAGCUCCCGGCGGGGCGGGGCGGCCUCUCCCUCCUCCUCCUCUCUCAUCCCUGGGGGGCAGCGAGCUGCCGGGGGUCACCCGGAUAAAAAUGGCCUCUCGGCGGAUCACACGGGAGACGUUUGAUGCUGUAGUGCAGGAUAAAGUUAAAAGGUACCGGAUGGAGCGGGGUGAUGCUCUGCAGGACACGAUCCAUCAUUUUAAAGCUCAUUCGAGGCCCGUCCCACGACCACGAUACGAAGACAGCUUUCAUGAUGAUGGAAGAUACCCUCUUGACAACACCCAGCACCACCCCCACGAUGAGUGGAGUGAAGACCCUCGGGAGGAUUACCCAGGCCCUUCCUACAGAUCCACGAGUCCACUCAUCAGGAAAGAGAAUUAUUUCCAGGAACAGUUCGGCCGCUCGGCCUCUCGGGACCGGGAAUUCGGCCACCCAGCACCUCAUGACCGGGAGUACAGGCACCCAGCUUCACACAACCAGGAGUACAGGCACCCAGCUACACACAACCAGGAGUACAGGCACCCAGCUUCACACAACCAGGAGUACAGGCACCCAGCUACACACAACCAGGAGUACAGACACCCAACUUCACACAACAGGGAGUACGGGCGCCCGACUUCUCACGACCGGGAGUACGGGGGCCUGGUUUCUCACGACCAGGACUAUGGCCCUCCUGACUCUUGGGAAUCUGCUGGACCCCAUGAAACUGACUUUAGUUCUUCAGAUAUUUUGGGUGAUUUUAGGUCGCCAGGACUCAUGGAAGAUGAAUAUGGCAACGUGGAGAAUCAGGAGUAUGAGGUGGACUUUGGAAUUCCGUCGGACGGCGAGUUCCGACCCCCGAUGCGGAGAGGCAGCAUGGGCAGGGGGAGAGCUCUGCGAGGGAAACGUCUGACAAGGGGUGCUGUUAAAACAAAAGUAUUCAAAGGGGAGAUCAAAAGUCCCCUAAAGAAAUGGAACCCCAAAAAACUGCCCCUGGGCCCUGACCAGAAGCCAGACCUGCAACCUGACCAACCACCAGAGGCUGCAGAGCGACCCAACCAGAGGCCGGUGACCACCCAGCUCCCUAACCAAAAGUUACCUCCACGACCUAAUCAGAGGCCAACCCUGACAACCCAGAGACCUCUUCUUAGGCUCCAAAAGCCUGCGCACGUUUUCCGAAACCUCAAUUUUGACCUCGUGGACAAAUCAGACAUUUUCUCAACGUUUGGGAUAGAGAUUAUAAAGUGGGCUGGGUUCCACGCCAUAAAAAACGACGCCGAGUUUUCCCGGCUCUUUGGAGCUCUCUUUGAGCUGGAGACAGAAACCUGUGCAAAAAUGCUGGCUUCCUUCAAAUGCUCCUUAAAGCCAGAACACAGGGAUUACUGUUUCUUCACCAUCAAGAGCUUACAACACGCUGCUCUGAAAACUCCCAAAGUGGACAACGAGUUUUUAAACAUGCUGUUGGACAAGGGUGCUGUGAAAACAAAGAAUUGUUUCUUUGAGAUCAUCAAACCUUUUGAUAAAUACAUCAUGAGGCUCCAGGACCGCCUCCUGAAAGGUGUCACCCCUCUGCUCAUGGCCUGCAAUGCUUAUGAGUUGAGCAUUAAAACCAGUGGGUUUGGUAACCCAAGAGAAAUGGCAACUGCUUUUGAGACCACUAUCUCUCUCUGCCGUAAGUCUUUAGCACUUCUGGGUCAGACCUUUGCCUUGGCCUCUGUUUUUAGGCAAGAAAAGAUCCUGGAAGCUGUAGGGCUCCAGGAAAUGGCACCAGCACCAACACUGUUCCCAAACUUUGAUGAUUCGACGUUGUUUGGAAGAGAGUACAUUGAGAACUUGAAGGCUUGGUUGGAGAAGAGUGGGUACCCAAUUCAGAUGAAAAAACCAGAACCUGAGUCCAUGGGGCAGCUCCAAAAACCUGACACGAAUGUUACAACCCCCCAGCGAGCUGAUCAGAAAGUUGUGGAAAUAAUUGACCAGCUGGUGACCAGCAUUGUUUCAGGAACCUUGUCUGCCAAAGAGAGAAAUGCCCAAAAGAACUGUCCUGAAUAUUGGUUCUUGUCUGAUGAAGAUAGCCUAGAAUACAAAUAUUACAGACUGAAGUUAGCAGAGAUGCAGAGGAGGCCAUCUGGAAAGGAAGGUGGUGAGGGCAGAACACUUGAAGAAGCUGCCACAGAAUCAGUCAGGGCCAUGCUGUAUGCCAGGAAAGUUGCAAGUAUUAAGAGAAGGUUAUUUAAAAGAAAAAGGCUUGGGAUUGGCACACAACAUGGCACUCGAGGAAGGAAGGGGAGGAGAGCAACCAUUGGGACACAGACUCUGCUCUCAGCUGGUACAGUGCUGAAACACCAGGACAAGCAACUGCAAGGGUCAGGCCAGUCAAAGCCUCCUGUGCCAGAGAGCAGCCCAGCUGAGAAGAAUUCUCCCCUCCAUACCACCUCAUCCUCACAGUGUGCCACCAGCUCAGAGGGUUCUCUGCCAGCAGAAGAAAGGGCAGAUUCCAAGGAUUUGUUGGAUUCCGAGGAUUUGUUGGCACCUCCUGAACUUUUCCCACCUUUGUCCUCUCAGUUCCCUGAUGUGGAUGCUAAAACAAUGGAAACUGCUGAGAAACUUGCCAAGUUUGUUGCUCAGGUAGGACCUGAAAUUGAGCAGUUCAGCAUAGACAACAGUGCAGACAACCCAGACCUUUGGUUUCUGCAGGACCGAACCAGUUCUGCUUUCAAGUUUUACAGAAUGAAAGUCUAUGAACUGUGUCCAUCUAUAAACUUCAGUGCUGGGUCAGAAGCAGCUGAUGCUGGGGAGAGUUCUAAGCCUGAAGAGAGAAACGUGGAUAUUUCAGAGGAGGAAGAGGAUGAGGAAGAAGAGGAAGAAGAUAACGAGGAGGAGGGCGAGUUUGAGGAAGACACCUCCCAGCCUUUGGAAGGAAUGGAAACGGAGCAAACGGAGGAGGGAGAAGAGGAUGACAUCUCAGCAGGUAGAAGUGUGGAAAACCUAGCUGAAGAGAUGAUUGCCAGGACAGGAGAGGAAAUUUCAGCAGGUGAAAUGCAGCUAGCCACCUCCUCUGACAGUGCUGUACCAAAUCUGUCGACACAGGCAUCAGCUCCUGCUCCUGGCACCCUGUUUCCCCGCAAACGAAUCAGCAGCAAGUCUCUGAAAGUUGGUAUGAUCCCUGCCUCUAAAAGGAUCUGUCUCAUAGAAGAACCAAAAGUGCACGAACCUGUCAGAAUUGCUUAUGAUAGGCCUCGUGGUUGCCCAGUCACAAAGAAGAAGAAGAAGCCAAAAGAUUUAGAAUUUUCACACAAGAAACUGACAAACAGGAACGUGGGUUUCCAGAUGCUUCAGAAGAUGGGCUGGCAAGAAGGACAUGGCCUUGGGACACGAGGAAAAGGAAUCAGAGAGCCUGUCAAAGUGGGUGCUACCUCUGCAGGGGAGGGCUUGGGUGUUGCAGGGGAAGAAAAUAAAGAAGAUGCAUUUGAUGUUUUCCGUCAAAGAAUGAUACAAAUGUACAGGCAGAAAAGAGCAAGUAAAUAGGUCUGACAUAAGAGACUGGCUCGCUAGGAAGUGCACGGAUAUGCAAAGGCUGCUGUGUGAAAGAUCUUCAGCCAAGUAUGCCAGUAUGAAGAGCACUUUGUUCUCUAGUAGUGGACUUGAAUAUUAAUGUAUUAAAGCGUUUUCCAAGAUGAAAGUUAGUCUUGUGUUUACUUGUGCAAGCUAACCACUUGGAUGCCAUCUUCUGAGGAAGAAACACCUGACUUUGUUCUCAGAAGUGCCUGUUUACCUCUCUCUUUGGCCAAGUUUGCCUGUUUGGUGAUGAGAUGGCUUCCCAAAAACCCCAGAAAAAGCAACAUGAAACGUGUGGUUUGGCUCUGAUCCUUUCUGAAGCCAAGAAUCUUCUCAAAUUCAGAUCUUCUUGCAAGGCAGUUCAGAUUUUCUUUUACUACAUUUUAUUGAUGGGCUAAUCUUCUGCAUAAAGCAGUUUCCUUUCCUCCAAACACCACUUCCAAGAUGAGUCCACCUGCAUGCUUGCUUUGUAGAUGGUUCUAGACUUUAAGAGCAGGAUGAAUAACUGAGUUCAUCCACGCCUGAAAGCACUAAACUCUUCCUUGAAAUCCUCAGCUGCUGAAGUUUUUCAUAAUAAUGAACAAGUAGUACAUGUUUUAUGUGUACUUUUGGGUUUUACACAAAUUUGCAGCUCUUCUCCAACAAGUUCUUGAAUGAUUUCUUUCCUCUCAAAGAAGUUUAAACCAGGAGCAGGUGAGAUCCAUCUGUCUGCAGAAAAUACUAAGGAAAUACUUGGAAGUAAGAUAUUUGGAAAUCACCUGGAAAUGGAUCAUCAGUUUAUAAGGCCAUCAGUAUAGUAAUUUCUGUUUCUAUUAAAUAUUUGCUUUGCCAGAAGUUCUUUUAUUGAAAAAUCCCAAGAAAUAAGACAAAAAAAAAACCUUAAAAAAGGGACUAUUCCAGAACUUCCUGACAGAGAAGACUGAAUGCUUCAACAACUGCAUUAAGAAGACUUAAUGCAGUUAAGCAUUGCUUAACUGCUUGGUGAAGCAGUUCUGAAGACAAGAAAGAUUUCACAGUGUUACCACAAACACUCAAGGUCCAAUCAUUCAUCUUGUCCUGACUUGCACCUCAAUAAGGGAUCUGGGACUGGAAUCACCGAAAGUGACAGAAUUUAGUGUUGCACUUUUUAGUGCAUUCAUUCUUCAUCACCUUUCUAAACUAGUCCAAAGCCUUCACUUGAAUGUUGUAGUAUCAGAACCUACUUCACUGAAGUUCUCUUUGAAGAGUUGCUCUUGACCUGAUGCAUGUUUUGCUUCCCAGGAGUGAGCUUGUCUUGCUGUUGUUUUCAUCCUGCUUCUUGUAGAGCAAAGAGCUUGUGGUACACCACUAACACCACCCCCCAGAAAUGUGGCAGCAUCUCAACUCCCUAACUGACAAAUAUGCAAGAAAAUGUGGUCUUCAGUCAUCAACUUGCCUGUGCCUGCUGGUUGAAGAACAAAAUGCUAUUCUUUCUCCAUUAAAAGCCCCUGCUGGUUGAAAGGGAGUGUCUGCAUUUUUGUUCUGUAGCAAUGCAACUUCUCCUUGCUUUGGAGCAACCAGUUUUAGUUUACCAAUGCAAGUUGGUUUUUUGUUUUGGGUUUUUUUUCAUUACUGUAUGGGUCUUUGAAACCAAAAUCAUGUCAUUUUGCUGAGCACUCAGUUUUAGCUGCCUUGAAGCACAUACUCACUAAACAAAACCACGAUGGCAGAUACAGAAGAAUACACUGAUAGUUCUGUUUUCCUGUGAACAUCACAGGUUUCUUCACCCUUACACUACAAGAACUUGAAGCAUGAGGGCUAUAAAUACUUAUAAAUUUGGUUGUCACACUUGAUUAAGGCCCCUUGAGAGCCCAGACAUUUCUCAGAGGCUUUACUUGGAGAUGUUGAAAGUCCUUGCACAUUUUGGACCACAGGCUACUUGGAAGAUCAUCAAUUGCAGGAUUUGGCAGUGUCUGUCUACCUGUUAAGUUGCUGUUUGGGUGUUUCUCACUGCCCUUCUUUCCUUCCUGUGCCUAUUUAGCAGUUUUCCAGUGUAGAACUUGAACCUUUGGAAAAGGAGCUCCAUCAGUCCCAGCCUGGCACCAGUAUUCUGAUUUAUUCCUCAGACCCACUCAACGGGUUCAGCUUUCCUUUUAGUUUCAGUGAUAAAGCUGUUGCUGUCCACACUUUUGAGUUCACCUCUUCUUUCCCAUUUCCAUUUUGGAAGGAUUCUUUGGGUCUGAGUUUGCAGAAGGGCACAAGCUGGAGCUUCACACUGGAUUGAAAUCCACCCUUUCAGCCCAAGCUCAAACCUGAGGCUGUUGUGGGACCUUUUCAGGGUGUUGUUUGCCAAACACUUGCUUCCCCAACCUGGGAAAACUGUUGGAAAAUGGGAUCAUCCUUCCUCAGGGCAAUUCCAUUCCGAUUGUAAUGCUGUCUUGAGAAGAAAGGUGAGCAUUGGGAAAAUCUUCAUCUGCUCCCCUGGAUGCUCUGUCUUUUUGUGCCAAACUUGAAUUUUGGCCAAGAAAUCAGCAGAGCAGUGCUGGUGCUGAGAUUCCAGUGCUGCUCUCACCUGCGUUACCAUUUGCCACUUUUAUCUUGUUUUACCAAGACCUCACACUCCUUUUGCAACAGGAAUUUCCUUUUAUUUUUGACCUGCUUUUGCAGGCAGCUUCUGAGUUGAAAGUUUUAACUACUUGUACAUGUGAAACAUUUGUUUUGCAGAUACCUUGCCUUGGUUCAAGUUUACUAGCUUCUUUUCUGUUAUUUUAGUUCCAGGCUCUCUUCCAUGAAGACUGCAAGCUUCAGUGAACAUUUUAACUAACUUCAGUGGUGUGUCUACUGUCUUUUGGUUGUUUCUUUGCCAUUAAUCUUGUAGAGCAAUUUGCUGGUUUCUGUUCCGUGCAAAUUGGGAGUAGUGCUCAGCUAGUGACAAUUAGAUGCUUAUGUUAAUUGGAUAACUGGCAUUUCUUUUCAGUGUAAGUAAACAUGUUAGCCUUGUUAAUCUUUUAAUAUCUGCAAUAAAUGUAGAACUAUACACUUUUUCUGGUUGCAAUGUUUUGCUUGUGAAUUUGGCCAUUUGUAAGAGAUAUGCAUCAUUUUGGCACUACCAAGUGGAACUCAGAUGAUUAAUUAGUGUCAAGCAGGAUUUUCUGGUGUUCAAGGAGGGUCCCUCUGUUUCUGUGCUGCUAAAAGUCUCUGUUGAGAAUACCCACUAAAUCUUAGUUACUUUUUCAUGUAAAAAAAAGUAUUCUUCUAGUGUAUUAAAUCUGUACACACCAGUGUUACUUUCCACAUGAAUCCCCAAACCAUUGUGCCCCAGACAGAAUGCAAAUUUCACCUUUUUUUAUUCACAUAAUCCCAGGAUUUAAUUGUCUCUCUGAUUUUCUUGGCGUACUGACUUCAGAACAGCUAAACUUUCCCUUUACAUCUCUGCGUGCUUUAUUGUUGCCUUUUAAAUUCAAAUUCCUUUUUUUUAGGCAGGAUAUGAGGGGGAAAACUGCAAGGAACUGAGAUGUAAAACACUUGUGCAGCUGCUUUCUAUCCAGAGGUAAAGUGAGAGUGUUCAUUUGUGAGAGAUCCCAGCCAGGACUCCUCACCCUUUCAUACUGACAGCUAGGAAAAGCUUGAGAGAGGCAAAUUCAAGCCCUGGUUACAACUUUUUCUUCCUUUUCCUUCAAAGAUUUAUUAUAGGUAAGGAGCUGGUUCUAGAAGAAAGGACAUUUGCUCUCGUUGGAGAGAAAUUAGGAGAUCCCCAUUUUGGGGGAGAUGCCCUAACAGAGAAUUCCAGUGAAUAAUCCACUGGUUGGAGUAAUUGUGUUGGACUAAAAGAUAUCUUUCCCUCUUUUUUUUUUGUUUUUCCUUCAAAGCCUUUCUUUGGUGUAACACCAAUGCCAUUUUUUCCUCUUUAUUUUUCUUUUGUUUUUUUAGAAGACACUACAGCAUCCUUAGUGUGAACACUUAAUCUCUGCUGAGAUAUUACUCCUCAAAAUCAAUGUACAGUUUUUUUUUCCUGUUGCUGUUCCAUUUUGCUUUAAAAUUAAUCCUGAUGGAUUGUACCCCAAAGGAAGUCUGGCCUCAGAAAUUCAAAUACUCUUCUCUUGGAUUCUUUUCUAUCCUACAACCAGGUAUAUUUUCUAAUUAAAAAUGAAUUCCUGAUUGUCUUGCAUCACCUUGAAUUCUGCAUAUCUCAUGACUGAGUGGCCAAUCACAACCAGACUGUAGAUUUGAGCAAUAAUAAAACACCUCGACUGAAAAUAUGCUCAAAAACAAUAGGGUACUUCUGAAAUAAAUAGUUUUUUUGUGAACCUUGUUAAGUAGGUAACUUGCUGAAUUGCAGCAAGGGUGGAAAAUGUUUGCAUUAUCUGUGGGCAAUAAAGUUACUGCUGUUU